AUGAUAACUGGGGAGAGACCACCACAGUCUGUCACUGGCACGUCGGAGCACAGCUUGUCCCAGGAGGACAUUGCGUACGCCCUUACAGAAUGCAGGGUGGAAAAAACUACAUUUCCCAUCAUACCUAGGAACAUUGGUGCUGUGGCCGGAGCCGCAGUGCAGCCAGUGGUGGGGACGGGCGCAGAGGGCCCCUUCAUCCUCGGGUCCCACUGGCUCCCUUUUAAUGGUCAGAUACUCGACUCACAGGAUGAGAACUACCAGGGUAUAGUGCAGUACGCGGUGUCCCUGGUGGAUGCGCUGCUCUUCAUCCACUACCUGGCCAUCGUGCUGCUGGAGCUCAGGCAGCUGCAGCCCUGCUUCUGUGUGUGUGUCACGCGCUCCACCGACGGGGAGACACGCCACUACAACCUGGGACAGCUCAGUAUCCAGAGGGCAGCGCUGGUCAUCCUGGAGAGCUACUAUAAGGACUUCCCGGUGCAUAACCCGGCCCUGCUCACUGCCUCCAAAUCCAGGGCAGCCAAGCACCUGGCCGGCCUCAAGGUCUACAACGUGGACGGCCCUGGAAAUAACGCCACAGCGGGUCAGUCUCGGGCCAUGAUCGCCGCAGCGGCCAGGAGGCGAGACACGAGUCACAACGAGCUGUACUACGAGGAGGCUGACCACGAGAGACGCGUGAGGAAACGGAAAGCCAGGCUGGUGGUGGCGGUAGAGGAGGCGUUCACGCACGUGAGGCGCAUGCAGGAGGAGGAGCUGAAGAAGCCGCUGGCGAGGGUGGGGAUGGACCCGCUGAGCGCGAGGCCAUUUUCUCUGCCCAUGGCGCUGGCCCUUUUCAAAUACUUCAGGACCACGCGCCAGCAGCACUGCCACAGCAUGGAGAGCAUCCAGAAACACCUGGCCUUCUGCAUCACCAACAACAUGACGCCCAAGGCGUUCCUGGAGAGCUACCUGACCCCAGGCCCGACGCUGCAGUACGGGCGUGAGCGCUGGAUGGCCAGCCAGUGGACGCUGGUGAGCGAGGCGUCCGUGACGAGCAGCCUGAGGGACGGCACGGCCUUCCUGCUCAAGUGCAUAGACUUCAGCCUGGUGGUCACCACCAAGGCCAUCCCCUACAUCAAGCUCUCCGAGGAGUUCAUCGACCCCAAGUCCCACAAGUUCGUGCUCCGGCUGCAGUCGGAAACCUCCGUGUAGGAACACUGGAUUAUUUGGCCAUGUUUGUAUUUUCUUUUUUGUUUGUUUUUGUUUUGUUUUACAUUUGCCUUGUUUUUUCUGUUUGUAUUUUUUCUUCUUUUUUAUUUUUUUUUUGCAGGAAAAAAAACCAUCUUUUUUCAUCUACACACAAUUUUAUAAUAUAUAUGAAUAUAUAUAUAUAAAUAUGUAUGAAAACACAUUUGAAUAUUUUUUUCUUUUAUAGGUUUAGACAAAAAGUUUAUGUAUUGGAUGUAAAAAAAGUCACAAGAAAAAUAAGGAAAGAGCUGUGUAGCUGUUUUGAGAUGUGCACACACACAAGAGGCUGCCAUGUGUGUGUGUUUGUGUGCGCGUGCAUGCGCGUGUCUUACGUGCGUGCAUGUGUGUCGUGCGUGCAUGUUUGUGUGUGUGUGUGUGUGUGUGUGUGUGUGUGUGUGUGUGUGUGUGCUAUGGACUCUUUUCAGCCAAACACAUAAAAUGAUGAGUGGAACAGGACUUGUGGAAACAGGAAACUAAAUUAAAUUUUAUACACUGUGGAAGAGGUGUAGCCUGUGUUUGGCUAUCAUUUUUAUGUUCUUUUAUAUCAUUUCACUUCAUUUUGAAUCAUCCUUUUCUGGUUUGAUUUUAAUUUUUUAUCUGCUUUUUCUCCUCUUUUAUGUCGACGUGUUGGUUCUACCCUUCAAUCUAGUCCUCUGUUUUUCUCUCUGUGUGUAUGCUCACUCUUUCCUUCCGUAGGGGUAUCUGGAAUGUGGACACAGUGGCGUAGGAUUCCGUAGGCUACUCUUCCCGUCUACUGGCGUGGUGUCUAGCUACCUCGGUGUGCUCCCCCAGGGUUGCCAUAGCAACAACGACGCACGCGCGCUUGCGUUCUGCCUCUGUCGACUAGCAACAUGACUCUCGAUCUCAAUCUCUGAUUACAUAUCCUGACCUAAACAGCCCAUGCAGCAAUCAUUCAAGAUUUCCUGAUUCUCAUGAAACAUGAAACAUGUUUGUAUAUAUUUAAAUUAUGCUUAUAGUCAAUGUACACGCACACAGUAUGUGUCUGUUUCUGUACAUGUGUGUAUAUGAAAACACUAUAACCCCUUGUUUUAUACACAUCCUAACUGCACAUAUUUUUGUUCUCUUUGAUCAUGAAAUCAAGUGUCCUCUUCCUCUUCAAAUUCAGAUCUGAAGGUUCCUAGCUGAGGGAUCCUCAGAUGUUCGUAUAGCAUGUCAGGACAAAGUCUCUUUGGCGCCCCGCCCCUUCAAAAAAUGAGUAAUUUCUCUUGUAAAAAUAACAAGAUCCUGUUUCUGUUCGAACACCCAAUUCCAUGUUUGUACCACUGACUCACUGCACAUACCUGUGCACUUUACUUGAGCAGUAACCAAGAAAAAUGAUGCACUCAUUGCUCACUGUUACACAUGCUAGCCUGUUGUAUUACAUAAUAAUAUGGUCCUCUCAAUACUACGGGCCUGUUAGCCACACGUGCUAGCAGGCCUCAUUCUAAUAAAACACUCCUGUUUUAGCCCCAACAAUUCUAACUAUCAUACCUGUAUCAUACGUCUAUAAGAGAUGUCAUGAAGCAUGUUUGUUCCUGAUUAUAACCAAAGUUUUAUUGUUCAUAGCUUAGUUUAGUUUUGAUCUCUGAUUUGAGAAGGUAAUGGGGACAAUAUCAUUUCAAAAGGACCCAAAAUGUCUCUCUCACUGUCUGGUGUCUGUUGCUUAUUCUCUGUGAAAGAGAUUUGAGACUUAAAGAGGGGUUCUGUAAAGAGACAUAUGGUUGAGCAGAGCCAAGCAUGUUUCUCAUUGAUUUUUUUACUGUUCUGUCUGUUCGAAACCCCUCGUAUGAGAGAGAUGAUAUAUAGCUUUGUGGUUGGAUUCAUGAAGUGAGAUGUUUGGGAAAAAAUAUUUUUUUAAUCCUAAAUGUCCAGACAGUUAUUUUCAGAUGUGUCCGUUUUGGCAGUGCAGUUUGCACCAUCAUCCAUCUUUUCUCCCUCUGUUUUCUCUCUGUUUUUACUCUGUUUUUACUCUGUUUUUACUCUGUUUUUACUCUGGCUGCUCUCGUCCCCUGUGGUCUCUAUUUAAGAUUCUAAUCAGGACGGCCCACUUCUCAUUCUGAAGAGUCUCUCUCUCUCUUUUUCUGUCUCUCCUCUCUCUCUCUCGCUCAAGAGUUUAACCCCCUUUAUCUGUUUAAUCACCAGACACAAGAGUUUAACCAGCACUGCUUGUUUAGAUGGAGACUCCUAAUCCUGCUAUGUCAGACCCCAUCCACUCUCCCUUCAGUCUGAGCCCCUACACACACACACACACACACACACACACACACACACACACACACACACACACACACACACACACACACACACACACAGACACACACACAAGCUGAUGGCCACCUACAUGAACAGCCUAUUAACCCCCCUCACUUUGUACAGAGAAGCUUUCUCACAAGGUGAAGAACCCAAGCAGAUUGCCUUGUAGAUAGUGGAUAGGGCUGGGGAGGGAGGGGGUGGGUUGGGGGGUCGAGAGACGUGGACAUCGCCCGGCGUUUCCCAUCUGGAGCCGCCCCGGUGGUCUGAGCAGGUAGAGCAGCUGUGUCGCCGGGUCACUGGAGAUGGUGGCGAGCCAUCUCCCACGCGCAAAGCCCACGAGUGUUGAGGGACGUGUUGUUGCUGCUCUACGUUGCUCUCAGUAAAGAACACAAGGGAGGGACUAGACUAGAGAGGGAUUUCUUUUCUUCUUCUCUCUCUCUCCCUCUCUCUCUCCCUCUCUCUCCUUCUCUGUGGUGAUCAAGUGGCAGUGCUGACAGCCGCCUGUUCAGAGAUUGCACUUGAAAAGAGGCGCUGUGGUGAUGUCAAAGGGAAAUGGAUACUUUGAAAUUUUCAUGAAAGAGUCCUCCCACAACCUCUAUGUGUCCUCAUACGUUUGGAGUUGAGUUUCGCUUGGCUGCUGCUCAUUUUAUUUUAUUAUUAUUUUUUAUUUUAUUUCUCUAAGCCUCAUGUCUUCAGUGCUCUCUCUCUCUCACACACAUACCCGUCAUAUCAGGACGGCAGACACCAGAGCCCGGCCCUGUGAAUACACAGCCCUGGGGUUAUAAAACCACUCUAAACACUCCAUCAAAUAACCACAGAGCAGUGGACCAGGCGCACGCACGCACACACACACACACGCACACACACACACACACACACACGCACGCACACACACACACACACACACACACACACACACACACACGCACACACACACACACACACACACACACACACACACAGCGGAGCUGCAUGAAUCUAAUCUCAUUACUGCUAUAAUGACUGCUGCUUUUGUGUCAAACGAGAGGAAUGAUAAAAGAAAGAAAGUAUGACCAAAAGCGAUCACGGGACAGUGUUGUGCUUUUGAGUGGUGUGGGUGUUUUAGAAGAAGUCGUAGGCCUGUUUUGUGUACAUAUAUCCUUCAACAGCUCUUAUGAUAAAAAGGAAGAAACUUUGAAAGAUGGACUUCUAGUGUUGGGUGUGGCCUAAUCUAUCACCCCUGUUCUGAUUAGAUUUUUAUAGCCCUGCAUGAAGAGAAAUACUAAUGAUUCCCCAAUCUUUUAUACUUCUUUUCAUUCUUAAAUGGACAAUGAAACAGGGAGGGGAAAAGACUACCCAUGGAAAAUUAGGCUCUCCAUCGAGUCCCUUUCAGAGCCUAAAACAUGGCCACAAGCGCCACCUACCUGUCAAUAGGAAGUUCACAGCUGUUUUACAUGUGAAGAUGUUCAUGCUUUAUUGCGUUAUUCACAGUUGUUGGCAUAAGUCAAUGCCACAGGGAGUGUGUAAAUGACAUGUUUUAGUUUUACGCACUUCAUUGUUUUUUUAAGUUUAAACAACCCCAUAAUAGAAGCAUUAAACCCCCAAGAACUGACCAAUGGCAGUUAUCUUUUAUAUGGUUAAAGUAUUAUGUCAGUCUGAGAUUUGGAGUUUUUAAUUAUGGAAAUUGGUGUUUUUUUGUAUGUGCUGUAGAUCUCUUUUUCACUUUUGUGGAUACGUGCUAACAUGUAUGUAAGGGUUUUGUGAGAUGUACGUAUGAAUGUAUGUUAUGCCAAUCCUGAUCACAUUGAUCAUCGCUCCCUCACCAACUGUCAAAAGGAAGUGUUUUUCAAUGUUUUUUUUACGUUUUUUUUCCUCCCAAAUACACACUGAAGGAAGAGGUAUAUGUCUUCAGGUCACAACCUUGCAUUUGUACAAAAUAAAUAUUUGUAUGAGUAUUUUA
Messenger RNA from Alosa alosa (allis shad), 5416 nucleotides. Its product is annotated as vang-like protein 1. NCBI's taxonomy places the organism in Eukaryota, Metazoa, Chordata, Actinopteri, Clupeiformes, Clupeidae. The record is from RefSeq and is a predicted model, not a curated record. Gene Ontology annotation, biological process: multicellular organism development. Gene Ontology annotation, cellular component: plasma membrane.